AAGGGCCGGAGCCGCGGCGGUAGCAAUCCAGUCCCGAAGCGAGCAAGAAGCAGCCCCGGAGCGAUGCCCACCAUGACCGCCGUCUGGCUCUGCCUCUGCCUCGGCUGCCUCGCCGCCUGGCCCGCCUGGGCUCUCUCGGCCAGCCAGGCUCCGCCGCCAGCCAAUGAAGACGAUCAGCCCCCACUAGCCCAGUUCCCAGUCGAGAUCUCUCAACACGACGUUCUUCCGGAUGCGAUUUCACGGGAGUUCCUGAUGCAGAAGAUUCAGGAGAAUCUGGAAGACGGGCAAGAGGAGCUCCCCAUCCUGGUCCACGGGGAGCCCCAGUCGGUGCCCCUGCAGCCCAGAGGGAGAGGGCCCCCUUGCAGGGAGGUGGGCUGCAGCCGCGAGGCCCCCUUCUACAAGCUGGAAGACUUCCCGCCAGGCCGCCCCUCCCUCAGCAACCUGGGGGCCCUUUGUGCUGCGGGGCGGAAGAAGCACAGCUACGGGCCCUGGAACCUGCCCCAGACCAGCUUCAGCCACCUCUCGCGCCAGGGGGAGGCCCUGAACCAGCUGGAGCUCCAGUUCACCCGCUGCUGCCAGCUGGCCGAGGACCAGAAGCUGCCCUGCGCCUCCAACGAGUGGGAAAAAUGCCUGGCCCGGUUUUGCAAGCAGGAGUUUUCGACCAAGACACGGCCCUUCCACUGCUGCCGUGCAGGCCCCCGCGAGGCCCGUCUCAGCUGCUUCGCCAGCCAAGCGCCCUUCCCCAAGUACGAGGGCGAGGGGGCAUCGCUGGACCUGGCCAACCUCACCACCACCAUCCUGGACUCCAUUUGCAGCCAAGCAUCAAGCCAGGCCAAGCAGAAGCCCAGCCCGGCUUUAGUCCAGAACAUCACAGAGUCCUGUUGCAAACUGCCAGAGAGCGAACGGACCCUCUGCGCCCAAGGAGUGAAAUCGCAGUUCAUCACCGCUUUCUGCAGCUCCCAGAGGCGCGCCUGGAAGGACCCCCAGAAAUGCUGCGCCCAGACGGAGGAGGCCGCCCGCAACGACUGCUUCGACCGCAGCUACCUGGGACGCGUCUCCCUCCUCCGCAGGGAGCAAGAAGAGGAGGAGGAAGAAAUCGUGCUUCCCACCCAGACGGCCUCCUGAACCCUCCCGGGGCCUGAUCCUGCCCUCCUCAAAGCCCCCCCCAGCCCGUCCCUGCCUCUCCUUCCCUUUGGCUGGCUCCCUCCCCAAAUCUGGGGGUAGGACCAGAAACCCUCUCCCUUCAUGGACUUUAUAAUCAAAGAGGGUCUCCCUCGAGAGGCUCCAUUCACGCACUUUAAUUCCUUGACAGAAGCCGCAGGCCGGUCACAGCCAGCCGAGCUGGGGGGGGAGGGGAUUCUGCAGCUCCUUCUUGGCUUUGCUGCUGGAGAGCACUUGGUGGGGUUUGUAGGCAUCUGGGAGGACAGAAAAGGGGGCUCUGGCUGUGUCCCACAGACCUCCCCUGGCUUGGCCCAGGGAACGUCGCUGCCUCUCAACUGUGGGCUGCUCCAGAUCCUGGACGCCUCUCUGUCCCCUAGUGGAUCCCUGCAGAAAGAUCGGCCAUGGCUUGUCUAUCUAAAGGGAUUGACUACCUUUGGGAUCCAGCUUUGCUGUUUGAGAGAGAGGGCCAGGAACGGAAGCCCCGUGAAUUGGAGAAAGGAACUGAUUUUGGCUGAGCUUCCAAACUGCAGCCCCCUCCCCGCCGUGCCUCCCAAACAAAGAAGGGCGUAGCAGCCUCCAGAAUGGCUCUUGCCAGCCCUAAAGGCAGGUGGUGGCGGCCGAUUGGCAUCUUGCUGUACCCAGCUGCAUAUCUGCCUGGUGACCAAUCCUAGACUCUCUGCUUGUAACAAAUGCCUUGGGAGAAAGCGAUGACAUGGCCUCGUGCCAGAGGCAAAGGGUUCGAUAAAUAAACCACUUUUUGGAAAAACAA
Messenger RNA from Pantherophis guttatus, 1930 nucleotides. It is a transcript of the gene ECM1, whose product is annotated as extracellular matrix protein 1. Gene Ontology annotation, biological process: signal transduction; regulation of bone mineralization. NCBI's taxonomy places the organism in Eukaryota, Metazoa, Chordata, Lepidosauria, Squamata, Colubridae. The record is from RefSeq and is a predicted model, not a curated record. Gene Ontology annotation, cellular component: extracellular region.